AUGCCUCGCGAGGAGUCGUUCGCGCGGCUGGGCGGGCUGUCGUGGGAGCAGUGGUCGGCGCGCCUGGCGCUGCCGCUGGUGGCCGGCAUGCGCGUCGCGCCGCCGCCCGCGCCCGGCGAGCCCGCCUUCACCUGCCCCGACUGCGGCCGCGUCUACAAGCUCAAGUCCUCGCUCCGCAACCACCAGAAGUGGGAGUGCGGCAAGGAGCCCCAGUUCCAGUGCCCCUACUGUGUGUACCGCGCCAAGCAGAAGAUGCACAUCGCGCGCCACAUGGAGCGCAUGCACCGCGAGGUGCAGGUCAAGCACGAGCAGUUCCUCAAGCGAGACAACGUGGAUGCCUUUGCACAGUUGUACACACCUUAUAUAUUGGGUUACGGUACGGCCGGUCUGAGUAGCGGCAAAGUCGGGUGGACGCUAUAUGAGUGCGUGGAUUGUGGGAACAAAUACAAGCACAAGGGUUCUCUGCAGCGACACAUUAAAUACGAAUGUAGGAAACAGCCGAGUUUCAAGUGUCCUUACUGCGUGUAUCGCGCCUAUCAGAAGCAUAAUUUGCUUCUACACGAACGACAUCUGCAUAAAGAUUUACCAGAGAAGGUGGAUUUCGUGUCGGAAUGA
Melitaea cinxia (Glanville fritillary) is the source of this 615-nucleotide messenger RNA. Its product is annotated as zinc finger protein 470-like. NCBI's taxonomy places the organism in Eukaryota, Metazoa, Arthropoda, Insecta, Lepidoptera, Nymphalidae. Gene Ontology annotation, biological process: regulation of transcription by RNA polymerase II. The record is from RefSeq and is a predicted model, not a curated record. The transcript has 3 exons. Gene Ontology annotation, molecular function: DNA-binding transcription activator activity, RNA polymerase II-specific; RNA polymerase II cis-regulatory region sequence-specific DNA binding. Gene Ontology annotation, cellular component: nucleus. Bases 1 to 615 code for a protein of 204 amino acids.